Sturnus vulgaris (Common starling) is the source of this 2473-nucleotide messenger RNA. The record is from RefSeq and is a predicted model, not a curated record. NCBI's taxonomy places the organism in Eukaryota, Metazoa, Chordata, Aves, Passeriformes, Sturnidae.
AUGUAUAUAUUAAUUUCUCCACAGUGUUUUUGCAGAUCAAAAACUAGAAAGAAAUCAUGGUUUGAAGCUCGAGAUUUUUGCAGACAAUUAGGAGGGGAUCUGGCCACCAUUAACACGAAGGAGGAGUCACCAUUACUAAUCAAAGCAAUAAGAACCACUCACUGUGGGUGGGAAGCAGUUUGGCUUGGUAUAUUUUCCUUGAACCCAGAUGAAGGAUUUGCCUGGAGUGAUGGCUCUCCAGUGAGGUACACAAACUGGGAUGAUAGUUCAAGGAAUUCAGGACGACGCAAGUUUUGUGGCUCAUUACAUUAUGCAAGAUAUUCUGAACGAUGGUCUCUCUUGGUGUGCCAAGUACAGCAAAACUGGGUCUGCCAAAUAAAACAAGGAGCGUCAUUAAAACCUGAACCCAUUGACACAUAUGAAUAUAAAACCACUGCAGAUGGAUGGGUCAUAUAUGAAGAUAAGCUCUACUAUAUCAGCAAAGAACAGGUUUCCAUGGAAAGAGCCCAAGAGUUUUGCAGGGAGAAUUCUGCAGACCUAGCUGUUGUUAAUAGUAACAGUGAGAGAAGGUUCCUAACGAGAGCACUGAAAGAAAAUGAGAGCUACCAGAGAGAGCAAAUAGGUUACUUCAUUGGUCUAAGAGUGAGCCUUGAUAAAAAGUUCAGCUGGAUGGAUGGAACUCCAGUAACCUAUGUGGCCUGGGCUCCUAAUGAACCCAACUUUGCAAAUAAUGAGGAAAAUUGCGUGGUAAUGCUGUCAGAGCAUGGCUUAUGGAAUGACAUUAACUGCGGUUCUGCCAAUAAAUUUAUAUGUGAAAAACAUAACAGUUCUAUUAAUUCAACAUUACCUUCUCCAUUGCCUCCCGGAGGAUGUCCAGAAAGUUGGAUAUUUUUUAACAACAAGUGUUUCAAAGUAUUUGCUUCCAAUGCAACAAGAACUCUCAUGUGGCAUGCUGCACGAGAUGUUUGCUUCGAUUUGGGAGGAAACCUGGCUGCUAUACCAAAUGAACAAGUGCAAGCUUUCCUUUUCUAUCAUUUGAAGUAUGCCACAACUAAUGUUUGGAUUGGGCUGAAUGAUAUCAACAGAGAGUCCACAUUCCUUUGGACAGACGGAAGCUCUGUUUCCUACACCAACUGGGUUAACGAUGCACCAGGAAAACAGCAAAGCUACUUUGACUUUUAUGAGUUUGAAAUGUUGACAGAUGAUACUCUGGAGACAGACUGUGUCUUCAUCACGAAGUCAGAUGGGAAAUGGAAAGAUGAUAGCUGUGACAAUGAAAGAGGCUACGUGUGCCAGAUGAAUUCACUUCCCUCACAGCCUGAAGUACCAACAACAAACCCAGCCUCUGGCUUUACUCGUUAUGGUGACAGUAGCUAUUCAAUAGUUUCAUCUGAAAUGCAAUGGGAAGAGGCCAGAAAAAAUUGUCAAGACAAAUCUGCAGAACUUGCCAGCAUUUCAGAUGCCUACAUCCAUUCAUUCUUGUGGACCCAGAUGCUGAAAUAUGGAAAACCUGUAUGGAUUGGUCUUAACAGCAAUAUGACUGGUAGCUAUUAUAAAUGGACCAAUAACUGGAAAACCAGGUACACAAAAUGGGCAGCAGGGGAACCAAAGGAGAACAAUGCUUGUGUUUACCUCGAUCUUGAUGGUACUUGGAAAACAGCAUCUUGCAAUGAAAGCUACUUUUCAGUUUGCAUGAUAUCAGAUGAGAUAGCUCCUACUGACCCUGCUGAGCUGCCUGGAGACUGUCCUGAAGCAGAUGAGCUCCAAGCUUGGAUCCCUUACCAUGAUCACUGCUACUACCUUGAAGCAUCAGCUGGGAGAACCUGGGCACUGGCAUCCCUUGAGUGUGCUCGCUUAGGAGCUUCCUUGGUUUCAGUAGGAAACAUGGAUGAAUCUCACUUUCUGACUAAUAAAAUUCAACCACUUGGAAAUAAAGUAGGAGGCUUUUGGAUAGGACUUUACAGGAAUGUGGAAGGCCAGUGGUUGUGGCUAGAUAAUGCUGUCCUGGACUUUGUUAACUGGGAAGAGAAAACGUUCAGUGAGGACCAUCAGUGUGUGGAAAUAACUGCACCAUCUGGCUAUUGGGACAAAAGUGAUUGCUCUGCUGAAAAAGGAUUUAUCUGCAAAAAACCCAAAGUUGAGCCAAAUGGGAGUCCUAUAAAGCAAAAAGGCAAGGAAAAGAACGAAGGGACUCGCCCACCUGUUCAUGUCUCUGUUUGGCCACUCAUUUUCUUGGCUGUUCUAACUGUUUUUGGAGCGGGCAUGGCAGCCUAUUUCUACAAAAGAAAAAGACAAAACCAGCUCUCAACAGAUUCUGGCAGUGAAACACUAUUAAAAUGAUGUAUUGGUGACUGAAGAAUUGGUAAGAAUGGGUCCUGUGGCACGUUGCUUGGAGCAGCAAGUUACUGAAAUUUUAAAGUUUGAUGUUAUAGUGUCAAGGUGUUCUCAAGUGCCUUAGCAAGGAUGGUCAUAC